CCCAGAAGUUGAGACUUUCUCACCGGCCGAGCCGGAGCGCGCCCUGCCUGCCCCCGGGAGCCUGGGCCACCGCGCCCCGGGCACUCCGGACCUAGCCGCCCGCUCCCGCCUCCCCGCGGGACCUCUGGUCCCUCGCCCCCAGCAGCCCAUCCCCGAAUCCAGGAAAAGCCGCGCGGACCCCGGCCCUCUGGCCCUCCGGACAGUCGGGGACGCCUGGCCCCCAGCUCAGUCUCCGAAGUUCUCACCCCCGGCGUCCAGUAGUCGCAUCUCGGAUCUCGUCCCUCAGUGCCCCCCGCCUUCAGUCUCAGACACCCUCCCCUUCCAGCAGACCUCCCAGAAGAGCUUUAAAUCCCCCCUUCCCUCGGGGACCCCAGCCCUCCCCUGGCCGCCGGCCCCGAGGCCAGAGCAGCCGCCGCGGGCGCCUCUUCCUCCAUGCCGCCCUCGGGGCUGCGGGCGGCGGCGGCGGCUGCCCUGGUGCCGCUGCUGGCGCUCCUGCUGGCCCCGCCGCGCCCGGCUGCGGCCAUGUCCACCUGCAAGACCUUGGACAUGGAGCUGGUGAAGCGGCGGCGCAUCGAGGCCAUCCGCGGGCAGAUCCUGUCCAAGCUGCGGCUGGACAGCCCGCCAAGCCCGGGCGACGUGCCCCCGGGCCCGCUGCCCGACGCCGUGCUCGCCCUCUACAACAGCACCCGGGACCGCGUGGCCGAGCCGGGGCCCGAGGCCGAGACCGACUACUACGCCAAGGAGGUCACCCGGGUCCUCAUGCUGCCCCAGAAUCCGGAUGUUGAGAAGAUCCCCCAUAGCGUCUACUUCCACUUCAACAUCUCGGAGCUCCGGGAAGCCGUGCCCGACCCGACGCUGCUGUCUCGAGCUGAGCUCCGGAUGCUGAAGACCAAGUCUACAGUGGAACAGCACGUGGAGCUCUAUCAGAAAUUUGGCAACGGCUCCUGGCGCUACCUGACCAACCAGCGCGUGCGGCCCAGCCAGAGCGUGGAGUGGCUGUCCUUUGAUGUCACCAGUGUGGUGUACCAGUGGCUGAGCAGCAGAGAAAAGACGGAGACCUUCCGCCUCAGCGCCCACUGCUCGUGUGACCAGAAGGAUACCCAGCUACAUAUGGACAUUAGUGGUCUGAACAACGUCCGCGGAGACAUGGGCAUUAUUCAGAACCAGAACCGUCCUUUCCUGCUGCUCAUGGCCACCCCGUUGGACAGGGCCCAGAACCUUCACACCCACAGGAACCGGAGGGCCCUGGACACCGACUACUGCUUCAGCUCCUCGGAGAAGAACUGCUGUGUCCGGCAGCUCUACAUCGAUUUUCGCAAAGAUUUGGGCUGGAAGUGGAUCCAUGAGCCCAAAGGUUAUCACGCCAAUUUCUGCCUGGGGCCCUGUCCCUACAUCUGGAGCCUGGACAACCAGUACAGCAAGGUUCUGGCCCUCUACAACCAGCACAACCCGGGGGCCUCGGUCAACCCUUGCUGCGUGCCCCAGGCCCUGGAGCCCUUGCCCAUCGUUUACUAUGUGGGGCGGAAGCCCAAGGUGGAGCAGCUGUCCAACAUGAUUGUCCGCUCCUGCAAGUGCAGCUGAGACCCCCGCCCUGAUCCCCGGGGACCCCCCGGCAGGCCCGGCCCCCUUCCCCCCACUCCUCCCCAAGCUGGACCCUUAAGGGAGGGGGAGAGGGACCCGGCCUGGGGGGGUUGUGUGGUAUUUAAAGGCCACCCGGACCCCAACCCCCUGGGGGCCGAUUAAAGGUGGAGAGAGAAA
Molecule: messenger RNA, 1758 nt
Organism: Antechinus flavipes (yellow-footed antechinus)
Lineage: Eukaryota; Metazoa; Chordata; Mammalia; Dasyuromorphia; Dasyuridae
Gene: TGFB1
Product: transforming growth factor beta 1
Exons: 7
Coding region: 433-1581 (382 amino acids)
Biological process (GO): BMP signaling pathway; regulation of cell population proliferation; SMAD protein signal transduction
Cellular component (GO): extracellular region
Molecular function (GO): cytokine activity; type II transforming growth factor beta receptor binding; type III transforming growth factor beta receptor binding
Source: RefSeq, a predicted model, not a curated record